AUGUUGGAGUAUUCGACUGAGGACAUCGCAGCAGCAAGGAGCUUGCAGUUUACUUCGUACAUAUACACGUCAAUGGCUACAUUCUGGACCUAUGAUUAUGCAUGUUCACUCGAUGAAGAGUGGACAUUUUUGCUUCGAUCACAAUGGACCAAGAUGAAAGGCUUGUAUAUUGUUGCACGAUAUCUCCCCUUUAUCCUUCUCGCCACGGAUCUAUAUUUGACCUUUAUUCCGAAUGAGAACCCAGGUAAAUGCCGCAUGUUGGACAGUAUCAGCUCAGGGAUCGGCAUGCUAUUAGUCAUUUGCUCCGAGUGGUUCUUUAUCCUCAGAACAUAUGCGCUCUGGAACAACAAUAAAAUCUUGCUCGUAGCAUUGGUGUCUGCCUUUUCUUCUUUUCUCGUAGCAUCCAUCAUCAUUGCCUUCGCCACUACCGUCCCUGCAGCACAUGCGACUAGCGCGGUCCCGGGAAUCACAGGGUGCUACCGGAGUUCGACCAAUUACAAACUCUUUAUACCAUUUCUUCUCUUUUCGGUGUUCGAACUAGGACUCCUGAUACUCACUCAUACGUGCCAUACAAAGCUGGCGGACACACCAAAGUCCUAUGUACGUUGUCCUACUAAACCACAACAUAUCCUAUUAUGCAUGCGGUUUUCUGUUCUCGAUAGCGAACAUCUUCACAUCGCUGUUUCUCCACGAUUCCUACCAGACUAUUUUGGACGGUUUAUGAUCCUUGUCAUCCUCGCCACGCGCAUGCACCUUCAUCUCUGGCAGACGAACCGACAUGGACGUGGCUCUGUCGCCUUCACGGAUAUUCCAAUGUCCGAUAUAUCAUUUGUCACUUCUACAGCGUGA
Suillus bovinus is the source of this 849-nucleotide messenger RNA. RefSeq lists its product as uncharacterized. The transcript is spliced from 15 exons. NCBI's taxonomy places the organism in Eukaryota, Fungi, Basidiomycota, Agaricomycetes, Boletales, Suillaceae. The record is from RefSeq and is a predicted model, not a curated record. Bases 1 to 849 code for a protein of 282 amino acids.